Molecule: messenger RNA, 1635 nt
Organism: Mytilinidion resinicola
Lineage: Eukaryota; Fungi; Ascomycota; Dothideomycetes; Mytilinidiales; Mytilinidiaceae
Product: phosphate:H+ symporter
Exons: 3
Coding region: 1-1635 (544 amino acids)
Biological process (GO): phosphate ion transport; transmembrane transport
Cellular component (GO): membrane
Molecular function (GO): phosphate transmembrane transporter activity
Source: RefSeq, a predicted model, not a curated record
AUGGAGAACGGUCUCCAACAAGUUGUCACGUCGUCUGAUAAGCACGCUCUUCGGAGAAUCGCUUUAGCAGAGAUUGACAAUGCACCUCUAGGGUUUUCCCACCUCAGAGCUGUUGUCGUUGCCGGAACUGGAUUUUUCACUGAUGCAUACGACUUGUUCAGCGCAAACUUCAUCACAACUAUGAUCGGUCUAGCUUUCUACCAGUCACAUGUUAUACGGACUUCAGUGGAUACAGCAAUCAAAUUGUCUACCACUGCCGGUGCUGUUCUUGGCCAGGUCUUCUUCGGAUGGCUUGCGGAUAAGUUGGGCAGGAAGCGGAUGUAUGGCAUAGAGCUGAUCAUCAUUAUCGUGGGGAGCUUUGGACAGGCGAUAAGUGGCUCUGGGCCUGGGCUUAACUUGCUGGGACCAUUGAUCUCUUGGCGUGUAUUCAUGGGAGUUGGCGUUGGAGGGGAUCACCCUUUAUCCUCUGUGAUCACAUCCGAAUUCGCUACUGUCAAGUGGCGCGGCGCGCUGAUGAACUCUGUCUUCGCGAUGCAAGGUUUCGGAAAUUUCGCGGCCGCAAUGGUCUCGUUCAUCUGCGUGGUGGCAUUUAAAGGGUCACUCGUCCAAGCAAGCAACCCCGCGCAUUGCGACACAACGUGUCAGGUAGCAGCCGACAAGAUGUGGAGAACCAUUGUCGCUUUUGGUGUCUUCCCAGCACUGUGCGCCCUGUACUUCCGCCUCACAAUCCCCGAAACACCUCGGUAUACAAUGGAUAUGGCUCUGGAUCUCGAGAACGCCAAGGCCGAUACAGAUGUGUACUUGAUGCGGAAGAAUCCAGCUGUUGCAGUUAGCGACGAACAUUUUGUAGUCGUUGCCGCCCGGCAAAAAGCUGCGGGCCCGAAAGCUACGUGGAAGCAAUUUUGGCUCCACUUCAAGCAAUGGCGAUACGGGAAGAUCCUCCUCGGUACAGCAGGCUCGUGGUUCUUCAUAGACAUCGCCUUUUGGGGUUUAGGUCUCAACAACUCCUCGAUUCUUCGCGCUAUCGGGUACGCCGGAUCGACCAAUGUAUACUACAGCUUGUACAAUGUCGCCGUGGGCAACUUGAUCUUGUCUGUAGCUGGCAACAUCCCUGGCUAUUGGGUGAGCGUGGCAACAGUCGACACUCUUGGCCGCAAGCCUAUUCAGAUGGCCAGUUUCAUCAUCCUUACGGUGCUAUUCUGCGUGAUCGGAUUCGGCUACCAUCAUCUGUCACCGCAUGGCCUGUUUGCCUUGUAUGUGUUGUGCCAAUUCUUCUCGAACUUUGGUGCCAAUUCUACUACAUUUAUAGUCCCUGGAGAAGUCUUCCCUACCCGAUUCCGAUCAACAGCCCAUGGGAUCUCUGCGGGCGCAGGCAAGGUUGGAGCGGUUAUCGCUCAAGCUCUCCUCGGACCUCUUGCGAAAACAAUCGGUUUGAACCAUGUAAUGGAAAUUUUCGCUGCCUUCAUGGUAUGCGGAGUCGCCACCACACUACUUAUCCCUGAAACAAAACGCCGCUCAUUGGAAGAGCUAGCACAGACGUAUCAUGGAGACGAUGAGCUUGAUGGGGUCGUGAUGGAGAACGUCUCGAAUGGCAAGGAAUCCGCGGCGAAUCAAUCGGAUCAGCCUGUGAUCUAG